Chanos chanos (milkfish) is the source of this 1323-nucleotide messenger RNA. RefSeq names its product 8-oxoguanine DNA glycosylase (gene ogg1). Gene Ontology annotation, molecular function: damaged DNA binding; 8-oxo-7,8-dihydroguanine DNA N-glycosylase activity. The record is from RefSeq and is a predicted model, not a curated record. Bases 136 to 1323 code for a protein of 395 amino acids. Gene Ontology annotation, cellular component: nucleus. The transcript has 8 exons. Gene Ontology annotation, biological process: base-excision repair, AP site formation; nucleotide-excision repair; base-excision repair. NCBI's taxonomy places the organism in Eukaryota, Metazoa, Chordata, Actinopteri, Gonorynchiformes, Chanidae.
UGUCAAAUGAAGGCCAGUUAGUGUUGUUCCGUCCGUGCAGUGUUCAGUCCGUGUGUCAUGAUUAAAAGAGGUGCUUCGAGUCAGGAAUCCACUGCUGUCUUGUGACGCCCUCAGUGAGCUGUAAGCAGCAGCAAUAUGUCCCAACAUGCUUUGCUGUCUGCGGGAGCCAAGGCAUGGCGUUCCCUGGCCUGUCCACGGUCAGAGCUGCGACUGGACCUGACUCUUGGAUGCGGACAGACCUUCAGAUGGCGUGAGACGUCUGAGGGCCACUGGACUGGAGUGAUGGGUGGACGAGUGUGGACUUUAACCCAGACUGAUGAGACCCUAUGGUAUUAUGUUUACUGUCAGCGCAAAAACCAGGGAACAGAGAAUGGGCGGAAAAGGAGAGCAGGGGUGGAACUAGAAGCAUCAGGGAAGCGAUUAAAGGGGAAUCUUGAAGUGAAAGAGGAGGCAAAAGAAACAAGGCUCGGUGUGGUCACCUCGGAGCAUGAGAGGAAAGAAGAGGAACUUCUGAGGGAUUAUUUCCAGUUGAGUGUGAAACUGAGCGAUCUGUACAAAGAAUGGGGCAGUGUUGACCAACACUUCAAACACAUGUCUAAUACCUUCACAGGAGUGAGGAUGUUAAGACAAGACCCUGUGGAGUGCCUCUUCUCCUUUAUCUGUAGCUCCAACAACCACAUCACUCGCAUCCAGGGCAUGGUGGACAGACUGUGCAGUACACUGGGGGAUCUGCUCUGCGCACUGGACAACACACAGUACCAUGAUUUUCCCUCUAUACAUGCUCUCGCGGACAGCAGUGUGGAGGCACGUCUGCGUGAUCUGGGUUUUGGGUACCGUGCCCGGUUCCUGCAGCAGAGUGCACGUGUCAUCCUGGACUCUCAUGGGCCAGACUGGCUCUCCAGUCUCCGCAGCGCCCCCUAUCUGCAGGCCAGAGACGCACUGAGAACUUUACCUGGAGUUGGUCCCAAGGUGGCAGAUUGCGUGUGUCUGAUGUCUCUGGAUAAAUCGUGUGCUGUCCCGGUUGAUACUCAUGUGUGGCAGAUCGCGCGGAGAGACUACAGCUGUGCAGCAGGCUCAGGCCAGAAGAGUCUGACAGACAAGGUGUACAGAGACAUCGGCGAUUUCUUCAGACAGCUGUGGGGUCCUUACGCUGGUUGGGCUCACUCUGUGCUGUUCUGUGCAGAUCUGAAGAAGUUUCAAAAAUUAAAAGAAGAGGUAUCUGUCCUGGAAGAAGAGGAGCAGAAUAUGGUGGAGAAAAGGAAUAUGAAGAAAAAAAGCAAGAAGCAGCAAGUGACUGUGAAAAAAGAAGAGGAAAUUGAAUGA